Messenger RNA from Panicum virgatum (switchgrass), 1375 nucleotides. Its product is annotated as methylesterase 17-like. The record is from RefSeq and is a predicted model, not a curated record. The transcript is spliced from 4 exons. NCBI's taxonomy places the organism in Eukaryota, Viridiplantae, Streptophyta, Magnoliopsida, Poales, Poaceae. Gene Ontology annotation, biological process: jasmonic acid metabolic process; salicylic acid metabolic process. Gene Ontology annotation, molecular function: methyl jasmonate esterase activity; methyl indole-3-acetate esterase activity; methyl salicylate esterase activity. The coding region runs from base 599 to 1357 and encodes 252 amino acids.
UGUCCGUGCGUGAGCAGAGAAGAAGAGAGGAAGGAAGAAAGGAGAAGGGAAAAAGAAAAGGAGAAAAAGAAAAAGAGAGAAGGGAAAAAGAGGAAAAGGAGACGUCGGCGGGAUUCGCGGCGACGGUCGCGAGCCGGGCGUGGCGUCGACGAGAAGCGGCGCACACGAGAAACGAGGAGAUAGGUGAAGUUUUAAACGAUGAUUGAUUUCGGUGUCAGGACGGAGAUUAGAUUUUCGGUGUCCGGGCGAUGAAUUGCCGGAAAAGAUUCGAGCUCGGCGAUGAAAAUAUUUUGAAAAAAUAUUUUUAGUGAGUAAUUUAUUUGGGUGAAUUUUCGGGAUGUUACAAUACCGCAAGGACAAAAACUAGCUGGUCCACACAAUAUAUCCUACGUCAUCUACUAUAUUAAGCCAUUUUGCAUGCCACAAAUGGAGACACCGCAUGAGACCCCCUCUAUUUAGAAUAGAACUCACUAGAUGCCUGCUCGGUUUGACAUUUGGAAUUGGCCAUGCAAAUGCAGUUAUUACCCUGUUGCAUGUCCAUCAAUAGUUAAUAUCCAUGGUAACAAAAAACUUAGAUCAAUAGGGCGAGGCCAGACUAAUGGGCAUGGCAAAAGAGCACUUUGUGCUUGUUCAUGGGGAAGGUCAUGGAGCCUGGUGCUGGUUCAAGCUCCGCUGGCUCCUUGAGGGCUCUGGUUACCGCGUCACAUGCAUUGACCUGGCCGGAGGAGGAGUUGAUCCUACCGAUCCCAACACAGUCCGAUCAUUCAAGCAGUAUGACAAGCCGCUCAUGGACCUCAUCUCAACCUUGCCAGAGGGGGAGAAGGUGAUUCUAGUCGGGCAUGGUGCUGGAGGGCUGAGUGUAAUUCAUGCAAUGCAUGAAUUUGUUGACAGGAUCAGUCAAGCAUUUUUUGUGGCAGCUACAAUGCUACCAUUUGGAUUUCAAACUGAUGAAGAUAAGAAAGAUGGAUUACCAACUUUGCCUCAGAAUGAGAUUGAAUUGACACUUGGUGCAGCAGCAGAUGAUCCUCCAACAACCAUAGCCUUAAAACUAGAAUUCCAACGUGAUAGACUAUCCCAACAAAGCCCUGAAGAGGAAUCAGUCCUUGCUUCAAUGCUGAUGCGGCCGUGGCCUGCAGCAGCUAUUAGUACUGCAAGUUUUGAAGGAGAUGAUGAGAGAUUAAAUCGAGUCAAACGUAUUUUCAUAAAGGCAGAGCGUGACCAUAUGCUGAACCCUGAACAGCAAGAUUCCAUGAUCCAGAAGUGGCCACCCAGUGAGGUUUUGGUCAUAGAUACAGAUCACAGUCCCUUCUUCUCUGCACCAGAACAACUCUUUAAUUUAAUAGCCAAAUCUCUAUGAUACAAGUAUGCAGAAAGC